UCCAUCCACUAACUCGCCAUGGAUCUUUGUUGUCACGGAGUUAUAAUCUUAUUUACAGUUUUGUUAAUAUAUUUUACAUCCAUAAGUAAUUGUUUUGAGAUGAAAACGAUAUAUUGCACCAUAUCUGACAGCUGUGACUGCGAUUUUAAACCAAACAUACAAGGCUUGGAGUGGGACCUUUAUAAAAAUCUGUACGGACAGCAUUUGGUGCAGGACAUUGUGUCCGAGUCAGUGGCGAGUUUCCUGCAGAAACAGAGUCCAGACAGGCCACUGGUUCUUUCCUUCCAUGGAGCAUCAGGCACUGGAAAGAGUAUGGUGAGCGCCAUGCUGGCCCGUCACCUGUACGGCACCUCCAUGGGCAGUCCUUACAUCCAUCAGUACAUCCCCACACUGCACUUUCCCCUCACUGACCGCGUGAAGCAAUACAGGUCAGAUUUGAAGCACUGGGUACAGGGGAACCUCACAGCCUGUGCUCGCUCUGUCUUCAUCUUCGAUGAGAUGGAGAAGAUGCCUCCUGGAGUGAUUGAUGUUCUGGAACCGUUCCUCGGGCCUUCGCACGUUGUUUUCCAGACCAACUACCGCAAGGCCAUUUAUAUUUUUAUUACUACAGCUGGUCAGGAAGUCAUUAACAGAGUGACCCUAGAGAACCGACAGGCAGGACGAGACAGGGAGGAAAUUCAGGCAGAGCAACUGGAGGAGGCGAUUGCAGACGCUGUAUACAACAAUAAGAAAAGUGGAUUCUACCAUUCAAAAAUCAUCUCUGCAAACAGAAUAACCCACUUCGUGCCCUUUCUGCCCUUGUGUCGGCGACACGUGGAGCGCUGUGCCCAGCGGGAACUGUGCCAGCGCGGCGAGUGCCAGCGCAGAGACGUGUCAGUGGCAGUAGGGGGCGCCAUGUCCUACACCCCACAGGAAGGGCAACACUUCUCAAGCACAGGCUGCAAGCUUGUACCUGCUAAAGUCAAUCUCUUCCUAUGAGCCACGGGAGUGAUACGAGUGGACAUAACAGGAACAUCAGGACCAGCUGGUGUUCAUCCGUACUGGUACACAGGAGCAGAUUUUGCUUUUGUAAGGAUACUGGUUCUGCAUGAACAGGCCCAAAGAUCAGAAGUACAGCCCUGAAGAUUGGCUCGAAGAUAAGUUUACAUGAACUAAUAAAAUGCUGACUAUCAGGGGAUUAAUCUGUUUAUAAAGAUGCAGGUAAAGGACCUUGCAGGCGAGGAUUGCCUCUAUGAAGGAGGAAUUAUUUCCACAGCUGUUCUGUGUGAACCAAACACACAGCAGUUAUGCUGCUGAUCAUUGUAAGGGAACAGAUGUACAGAGCUGCAGUCAGCUGACUGGACAGAUUUGUUCAAUUAAGAGGAAGCGACUUUGUCUUCCCUGCUAGAAUUUUUUUUUUUAGCUGAAUCUGUACAAUCUUUUAUGUGUUAUUUAUAAGUCAGAAAUAUCGGUGAGUUUAAUUCGUGACAUUAAUGAAGGAACAUGAUACCAAUCCAAACAUUGGACCCAUCUAUUGUCAAUCAUUUUUCUUAUCUUAGGACUUUUUCCUCAUUUUAAAACACUCGAAAAUUAUACAAUGACCAAAAGCGUUAGUCGUUUUUGUGUUUAUGGGUGGCAUGCCCAGUAUUUCAAAAUUUUAUUAAUAAGAUAUACACUUCAAUCAUAUAUCAACGAAAUCUUAUAUAUACAUUCAUUCGGUGUUGUCCAAGAUUUUGACUGGUAUUGAAUGUGGCAAAUGAAGUACUGUAUUUUACUGUCUUUUACAAGAAGUGCAAAUAUUAAUUUGUACUGCUCAUAAGUGAGAUGUCUGUUUGUUCUUUUAUUGUGGAUUUUUAACUCAUGUCUAAAAGUAAAGAUUACUGGAAUGUUGAUUUCUUAAUGCAUUGUAUGUCGUGAACCAUUGAGAUAAGAUAAGAUGAGACGGGAGUCCUUUUGUUAGGCCCUGCACUCUGAAGUGUCGUCCAAAAUCAUUGAGCGUUGUAAUCAGACAAGCCUCUGCCUCACUGUGAAAGCUGUGAUCAGCAACAUAAUGUGUCAAAGGUAUUUCCUGGGUAGGUAUGUAAGCAAAGUACUAAUGUCCUUCAAAGUGCAAGGUUUCCUCCUAAGCAUCUGUUAAGGUUUAAAAAGGUCAAACUGGGACUUCUAAUUCAAGUGUGGUCUUUUUAUUCCGUAAAUGUAUUGAUAAUACAAGUUGCCUUCAUUGAACACAGUACUGAACUCAAAAAUCAUUUUGAAUAAAUUAGUUUUUGUCAGAUGCCGAAUUGGGAAAUGCCAUCGAAACGAUCAUGUAUGUUCACUUGGUCCCAUGUCAUUUAUUUUGAUCAUGAUCUUUCUCUGUCAGGGGUGUCUUUUGAGCUGAUUUAAUAGAGUUAAGAAAGUGGAGAAAGAAAUACUGUGAUGUGCCUCAAACAAAAUAAAAACUUGAAAAUCA
This is a messenger RNA of Neoarius graeffei (lesser salmon catfish), 2431 nucleotides long. RefSeq names its product torsin family 2, member A (gene tor2a). The coding region runs from base 19 to 978 and encodes 319 amino acids. The record is from RefSeq and is a predicted model, not a curated record. Gene Ontology annotation, molecular function: ATP hydrolysis activity; ATP binding. Lineage: Eukaryota; Metazoa; Chordata; Actinopteri; Siluriformes; Ariidae. The transcript is spliced from 5 exons. Gene Ontology annotation, cellular component: endoplasmic reticulum; nuclear envelope; endoplasmic reticulum lumen.